This is a messenger RNA of Mustela erminea (ermine), 5476 nucleotides long. RefSeq names its product ATPase phospholipid transporting 10A (putative) (gene ATP10A). NCBI's taxonomy places the organism in Eukaryota, Metazoa, Chordata, Mammalia, Carnivora, Mustelidae. Bases 228 to 4793 code for a protein of 1521 amino acids. The record is from RefSeq and is a predicted model, not a curated record. The transcript has 21 exons. Gene Ontology annotation, cellular component: plasma membrane. Gene Ontology annotation, biological process: phospholipid translocation. Gene Ontology annotation, molecular function: ATP hydrolysis activity; ATP binding; ATPase-coupled intramembrane lipid carrier activity.
CGAGUACAAGGGAGUUCUGUGCCGCGCGCGCCCCGCCCCGCCCCCCCUGCGCCCUGCCCCGACAGCGGACUAGCCGGCUGGGCGGGGCGGGCGCUGACCGCCGUCUCCUUGCGUCCCUCAGGCGGGGAGCCCGCGCCACCGCGCCCGGGCCGCCGGCGAUGAUCACCUAGGAGGCUGGCGCGGGCGGGCGCGAGCGGCGGAGGAGCCGGGCGCGGCGACACGCGGCCAUGGAGCGGGAUCCGGCGGCGGCCGAGGAGCCCGGGUCCCCGGGUCGUCGUCGGCGGCGGCGGCGGCGCGGAGACGGCAGGACGCGCGUGGUGCGCUCCAACCUGCUGCCGCCCCCGGGCGUCGAGGAUCCAGCGGCUGGCGCGACCAAGGGUGCGCGGCGACGGCGGCGCGGGGGCGCCCAGCACCUGGCGGACAACCGGCUCAAGACCACCAAGUACACUCUACUGUCCUUCCUGCCCAAGAACCUGUUCGAGCAGUUCCACCGCCUGGCCAACGUGUACUUUGUCUUCAUCGCGCUGCUCAACUUCGUGCCGGCGGUGAACGCCUUCCAGCCCGGCCUGGCGCUGGCUCCCGUGCUUUUCAUCCUGGCCGUCACGGCCUUCAAGGACCUGUGGGAGGACUACAGCCGCCACCGCUCAGACCACGAGAUCAACCACCUGGGCUGCCUCGUCUUCAGCAGGGAGGAAAAACAGUAUGUGAAUCGAUUCUGGAAAGAAAUCCGAGUGGGAGAUUUUGUGCGUCUCCGCUGCAAUGAGAUCAUCCCUGCAGACAUUCUGCUGCUCUCCUCCAGUGACCCUGAUGGACUGUGCCACAUCGAGACUGCCAACCUGGAUGGAGAGACCAACCUGAAGCGAAGGCAGGUGGUCCGUGGCUUCUCAGAGCUUGUAAGUGACCUGAUACUCCCAGGGUAUCCUGGGCACCACGUCCAUAGGGUCUCCGAAUUCAAUCCACUGACGUUCACCAGCGUAAUCGAGUGUGAGAAGCCAAACAACGACCUGACUAGGUUUCGUGGUUGCAUGAUACAUGACAAUGGGAAGAAGGCCGGGCUGUAUAAAGAAAACCUGCUGCUGCGAGGGUGUACAAUCAGAAACACGGAAGCUGUUGUUGGCAUCGUCAUCUAUGCAGGCCAUGAAACCAAGGCUCUGCUGAACAACAGCGGGCCCCGUUACAAACGCAGCCAGCUUGAGAGGCAGAUGAACUGCGAUGUGCUCUGGUGUGUCCUCCUCCUCAUCUGUAUGUCUCUAUUUUCUGCGGUCGGACACGGACUGUGGGUACGGCGGUAUCAGGAGAAGAAAUCAUUAUUUGAUGUCCCUGAGUCUGACGGCAGCUCUUUAUCCCCAGUCACGGCUGCAGUCUACUCGUUUUUGACAAUGAUAAUAGUUCUGCAGGUUUUGAUCCCAAUUUCCUUAUAUGUUUCCAUUGAAAUUGUUAAAGUAUGCCAAGUGUACUUCAUUCAUCAGGAUACAGAGUUGUAUGAUGAAGAAACAGACUCACAGCUGCAGUGUCGAGCUCUGAACAUCACGGAAGACUUAGGGCAGAUACAGUAUAUCUUCUCAGAUAAAACUGGCACUUUAACUGAGAAUAAGAUGGUUUUCCGAAGAUGCACUGUGUCUGGCAUAGAAUAUUCCCAUGAUGCAAAUGCCCAGCGUCUGGCCAGGUACCAGGAAGCAGACUCAGAAGAGGAAGAGGCAGUGCCCAGAGGGGGCUCACUGCCCCAGCGUGGCAGCGUAGGGAGCCACCAGAGCAUCCGAGUCAUGCAUAGGAGCCAGAGCACCAAGUCCCAUCGGCGCACAGGCAGCCGGGCCGAGGCCAAGCGGGCCAGCAUGCUGUCCAAGCACACAGCCUUCAGUAGCCCCAUGGAGAAAGACAUUACACCUGAUCCAAAGCUGUUUGAUAAGGUGAGUGAAUGUGACAGGUGCCUGGCUAUCACAAGGCACCAGGAACACCCGCUGGCCCACCUGUCCCCGGAGCUCUCUGACGUGUUUGACUUCUUCAUUGCACUCACCAUCUGCAAUACAGUAGUAGUCACAUCCCCGGAUCAGCCACGACAAAAGGUGAGGGUGAGAUUUGAGGUGAAGUCCCCUGUGAAGACGAUAGAAGACUUCCUACGGAGGUUCUCACCGAGCCGCCUGACCUCAGGCUGCAGCAGCAUUGGGAGCCUGGCCACCAGCAAAGCCGCCCACAAGUCAGGGUCCAACUUUCUGUCCACCCUACCCAAUGACAGCACACUGUUCAAGCUGGAGGAGAGGCUAGGCCAGCCAGCUGCGGCCAUCGCCAGCAAUGGCUAUAGCAGCGGGGCUGCAAGCUGGGCCCCAGAGCACACUGCCCAGGAGCAGAAGCUAGAGCUGGAGCAGGAGCAGGAACGGGAGCUGCGCUAUGAGGCAGAGAGCCCCGACGAGGCAGCGCUUGUGUAUGCUGCCCGGGCCUACAACUGCGCGCUGGUGGACCGGCUGCAUGACCAGGUGUCCGUGGAACUGCCCCACCUGGGCAGGCUCACCUUUGAGCUCCUGCACACACUGGGUUUCGACUCCAUCCGCAAGAGAAUGUCAGUGGUGAUCCGGCAUCCACUCACCGAUGAGAUCAAUGUCUACACCAAAGGAGCUGACUCAGUGGUCAUGGACCUCUUGCUCCCCUGCUCCUCAGAUGACGCCAGAGGAAGGCAUCAAAAGAAAAUCCGAAGCAAGACUCAGAAUUACCUCAACCUGUAUGCUGUGGAAGGCCUACGCACCUUGUGCAUCGCCAAGAGGGUUCUGAGUGAAGAAGAGUAUGCCUGUUGGUUGCAAAGCCACUUAGAAGCAGAAUCUUCCCUGGACAACCGCGAAGAGCUGCUUUUCCAGUCUGCCAUUCGCCUGGAAACGAAUUUGCAUCUGUUGGGUGCCACUGGGAUUGAAGAUCGCCUGCAAGAUGGAGUCCCAGAAACCAUUGCUAAAUUGCGUCAAGCAGGCCUGCAGAUUUGGGUUCUCACUGGUGACAAACAAGAAACAGCCAUUAACAUUGCCUAUGCCUGCAAACUGCUGGACCAUGACGAGGAAGUCAUCACCCUGAAUGCUGAGUCCCAGGAGGCCUGUGCGGCCUUGCUAGACCAGUGUCUACACUACGUGCAGUCCAGGAUCCCCUGCAACACCCCUGAGAAGACUGCAGGCAACGUGAGCGUGGGGUUCUCCCCUGUCUGCCAACCUUCCACAUCCACCACCUCUGGCCCCAGCCUGAGCCUCGUGAUCGAUGGGAGAAGUCUGGCCUAUGCCCUUGAGAAAAACCUAGAAGACAAAUUUCUCUUUCUCGCUAAGCAGUGCCGUUCAGUCCUUUGCUGUCGCUCGACACCUCUGCAGAAGAGUAUGGUGGUGAAACUAGUCAGAAGCAAGCUCAAGGCCAUGACCCUGGCCAUAGGAGAUGGAGCCAAUGAUGUCAGCAUGAUCCAGGUGGCAGAUGUGGGUGUGGGAAUCUCGGGCCAGGAGGGCAUGCAGGCAGUGAUGGCCAGUGACUUUGCAGUGCCAAGAUUUCGAUACCUCGAGAGACUCUUAAUUGUUCACGGACAUUGGUGCUAUUCCCGACUUGCCAACAUGGUGCUGUAUUUCUUCUACAAAAAUACAAUGUUCGUGGGCCUCCUGUUUUGGUUCCAGUUUUACUGUGGCUUCUCUGCAUCUGCCAUGAUUGACCAGUGGUAUCUGAUCUUCUUUAAUCUGCUCUUCUCGUCACUUCCCCAGCUCGUGACUGGGGUGCUGGACAAGGACGUGCCAGCUGAAGUGCUGCUGACUGAACCACAGCUCUACAAGAGUGGCCAGAACAUGGAGGAGUAUCGGCCACGCACGUUCUGGUUAAACAUGGCUGAUGCUGCCUUCCAGAGCCUGGUUUGCUUUUUCAUUCCUUACCUGGCCUACUAUGACUCAGACACAGAUGUAUUUACCUGGGGAACCCCCAUCACGGCCAUCGCGCUGUUCACCUUCCUUCUGCACCUGGGUAUUGAAACCAAGACCUGGACCUGGCUCAACUGGAUAGCUUGCGGCUUCAGUAUCCUUCUGUUUUUCACUGUGGCUUUGAUUUACAAUGCUUCUUGUGAAACGUGUUAUCCUCCGUCCAACCCUUAUUGGACUAUGCAGACAUUACUGGGCGACCCUGUAUUCUAUUUGACUUGUCUCAUAGCACCUGUUGCUGCACUGCUUCCCAGAUUGUUUUUCAAAGCCCUGCAGGGGAGUCUUUUCCCCACCCAACUUCAGCGGGGGCGCCAACUGGCCAAGAGGCGCCCCAAGAAACUCAUUGCUCCCAAAGAGAACUUUGCUCAGGGACACCCUUCAGAAGAACCCAGAACUGAGUCAUCAGAACAGAAGAGCAUCAGUACCUCUGGACCCCUAUCCCAGGAUUGCACCUCACAGGCGUCAUGGCACAUACAACAACCAGCCUGCUCCCCAGAGGCUAGUGGAGAGCCCAAUGUGGUGGACAUGAAUGUACCUUUAAGGGAAGACAUUCUGCUGGAGGGACUGAGCAGUCAGGCCCCGGGGUCCUCCAUGCCAAGGGAGCCUAUCCUGGAAGGAUGUCCUGGGGACUCCAAGAUGAAACCCACCCAUACCAGCAGGGCAGCGCCCCUGUCAUCCAUUUUCAACCUGCCUAACUUCAGCUCCCUCAACUGGAUUUCCUCUCUCUCACUGGUCAGUGGGCUGGGAAGUGUCUUACAGUUCUCUCGAAGUAGUUUACAGAUGGACAAACAGGACAGCGAGUUCUUGCCCAGCCCACCUCAGCCAGACCAGGAUCUGUGUGGCUUAAGCAGGCAGACCACUGACUACUUCUAGGAACAUCUUCCAGAGACUGCAGUGGAUAGCUGUAGCAGUGAAAACCUUGAAAUGGCCUCUUUUUUUUUUUUUUUUAUAACUUAGAUGUUAUAUUAUUUAUGUUUAUUAUUUGCACAGAAGAGUUCUAGUGAGAUGUAUUUUAUGUUUCCAAGGCUAACACAGGAAAUGAAAGGUACCAAAAAAGAAAGUUUAUUUUUUAAAAGUUCUAAGUAGAAUAUAUUGAAAAGAAAAAUGAGAGCUUUAACAUUUAUAAAAGUUUAAAGAAGAGUAACACUUGAAAAGUGUGUUUAGAUUUAUUUUUUCAUCUCAUUUUAUAAGAAAAUGCAAUAUGAUUGAUAUUCUCCAACAUGAAUGACCUUUGCUUUCCCCAUGUGAAAAUGUGUGUAUGAGCUCAGUGAAUCCCAGUGGGUGUGGACAGCAGUGAGGGGAGAUGACAGGGCAAGAAUGCAACUUCUCGGUCCUUGUCCCCUGUUCUCCCACACUGCCUCCACCAGCCUGGGAGAGCUUGGCUCUGUUUCACCCAGAAAAGGGAAGGAAGGAAUGCACGCAAGGAGUUCAUCCCAAUGUUGAAAUCUAUGCAGGCAUUCUAUAAAGAUCACCUUGUAGGUAUUACGGUCCCUAUGUAGGGUCUUGCCUGUCAAAAUCAUAACAAACAAUAAACAACCUUCACUUUGCAAAGAGAA